Molecule: messenger RNA, 570 nt
Organism: Sphenostylis stenocarpa
Lineage: Eukaryota; Viridiplantae; Streptophyta; Magnoliopsida; Fabales; Fabaceae
Source: the annotation of a GenBank genome assembly
AUGGCCACCCAACUACUCCUCACACUGUUCCUUCUCUCUUUCACCCUCACAACUAUCAAAGCAGACGACACGGGGUUCGUGGCCACAGUGGACCCCAAAACCCUAGGGCUCCACAAGAAACAAACCCUGAGCCACUUCAGAGUCUACUGGCACGACAUCAUAAGCGGGUCCAACGCCACCGCCGUACAAAUCAUCCCGGCAAUCCCCAAGUACAACACCACCUCCUCCUUCGGCUCCGUCACCGUCACCGACAACGCGUUGACCCUGGGUCCCGAACUGAGCUCCAAGGUGGUGGGAAGAUCCGAAGGAAUCUACGCCCUCACGUCGCAGUCGCAGGUUACCCUGCUCAUGGUCAUGAACUUUGUCUUCACGGAAGGGAAGUACAACGGGAGCACCAUAACCAUCGUGGGGAGGAACGUGGCCUUUGAAUCUGCGAAAGAGUUACCUGUGAUUGGUGGAAGUGGGGUUUUCAAGUUUGCUACGGGUUACGCCAAGGCUAAGACCUACUUCUUUGACCCCAAAACUGGGGAUGCUACCACUGAGUACAACAUCUAUGUUUUCCAUUAUUGA